AUGAGCGAUCUGGCACCCUUUGUCGCCGCAGCACUCAAAGACAAGGUUGUCGCAGAGCUGUUAGAAGAAAAUCGACGCCUCAAACGUCAAGUGGACAGCUUUCAACGAGUCCGGAUUACGGGCAAGAAUGGAUUCCCCGUCUAUGCCGAACACGACUUUGCCUUGGGCAAACCCACGGAUCACGGUUGGUGGGUGGUUCGGUUGCCCACAGCUGCCACUACCGUGUCUCCUCUCGUGGAGCCCAUUCCCUGUCCCAUGUCGCAGCUGGCCGACUGUGAGGUCCACGUGGGCAACUUUCGAAACAUGACCUGCCGAGAUUUCCAAGACUGUUUCUUCGAUGGCAACCCUAAGGGAUAUUUCAGUCUCUUUGCCACCAAGGGUCUCUGGUUGUGUUGCUAUUUGGAUGGCGUCUCGGACCCUCAUUAUCGCGCCCUGUGUCGUGCGGCGGCUACCCAAGAAACUGUCCAUGAAAUUCUGCGGACUCAUUUUGAUGAUCCCAUGGAGGAUUUGAACGUAUAUUUCACACACCUGACAUUUUGCGGAGGAUCCGCGUCCGAAGCUAUUCGACAUUUGGAAUUGCUUCCGGAACAACCACAUGCACAUGCACAAGAAGAUGCAUCUCUAUGA
Seminavis robusta is the source of this 627-nucleotide messenger RNA. The record is from the annotation of a GenBank genome assembly. NCBI's taxonomy places the organism in Eukaryota, Bacillariophyta, Bacillariophyceae, Naviculales, Naviculaceae.